AUGCAUCAACACCGCCGAGACAUCAGCGCAAACUUUCCGGUUCGACUGCGAGCCAAAUGCAUCAACACCGCCGAGACAUCAGCGCAAACUUUCCGGUUCGACUGCGAGCCGUACAAAUGCAUCAACACCGCCGAGACAUCAGCGCAAACUUUCCGGUUCGACUGCGAGCCGUACAAAUGCAUCAACACCGCCGAGACAUCAGCGCAAACUUUCCGCUUCGACUGCGAGCCGUACAAAUGCAUCAACACCGCCGAGACAUCAGCGCAAACUUUCCGGUUCGACUGCGAGCCGCAUUCCCGCAUGCUGCGCAACCUCACCCGCACAAAUAAAAUUCGGCACCUGAACCACUCCGUAUCGAUGGACUGCUGUCCGGACGAAAUCCUACUCGCCAUUUUUUCCCUCGCCUGCGUCGAUGAUGGGACCACAGGCCGCGCCCUCUCCUGUGUCUCUCGCCGCGUCCAUUACAUCUCCGCGCCUGUGAAAUACAGGUCACUGGCCGCCCGCGGUGCUGCACAAAUUAACGCCCUCACCGCUCACCUUGCUGCCCGUGGCGGCGGAGAGCCCGAGCAGAACGUCGACGACCGUGUCGCACCCGUUCCGAAAGUGGAACAUCUUCUUGUGUCAAUGAUUCCGCCCGAAACGCGGCAGACAGACGAGCCGAAGCCGGGGGGACCCAAGGGCGAGAAGGACGACUCCCGAUCCGAAGAGGGCAAAGGCAGGGUUGCGAAUCUGGACGUCGAUUGGUACCGAUGCUUCCAGCUCGAGCGCAAGAGACAGCACGAAGCUUCCGUCGCCCUCCCUGGCCUCCUCGCGCUCGUCGCCGGCACCCUCCGGACUCUCUUCGCCGACUUCUGGCCUACCUCCGACGUCGCGCUCCCGUCUCUGCCGCGUCUCGCCUCCCUCUCGCUCCCCUCCGGAGAGGCCCUUCAACACCUGCCUCCUCCCCUUCCCUCCAUGACCCACCUUCACCUUACCACAUCCCCGUGGGUCGUAAACACCGGACGUGGCGACGAGAACUACCUCUGGGUUGUGAUUGCCAAUUCGCCGAUGCGUGCGACGCUCUCCCACCUUCGCCUCUCCGGCGUGAACGAAUCCUCUGGCAACGUGCCCCAGUUCCUCCGCGUCCUGCUUGACUUGCCGGUUCACCCGGAAGGCGCGGGGAAAACGCCGUUCGGCGACGGGCGCGAUGUUCGCUUCGCAGUCAUCAGGGGCGAGCACGCGCACUUUGCUCCGGGGUCGGAGUGUGAACAGCAUGCAAGACAGACGGCGGCAAACCUCCCUCAGCUGAGGAACGUCUGGAUCGAGGGGAAACGGCAUGUGCAGCGGGGGUGGUGUGGCACGGGUAGGGCCACACAUAAGUUGCUGUUCUCCGGGAUAGAGGCUCUUGUGCAUCAGUCGCAGAGACGGCAUGACGAGAGCAAGAGCGGAGGGAGCUUGAUGAUGCUCCCUAUCAGAGAUGGUGACUAUGGGUCGGAACAGCUCAUGGCGGACUGGCUGAGUUAUGUUGGUGGUGGUUCCGGUCCUUGGGCCGAGCACACCUCUUGAACAGCUGCGAUCAU
Punctularia strigosozonata HHB-11173 SS5 is the source of this 1559-nucleotide messenger RNA. RefSeq lists its product as uncharacterized. NCBI's taxonomy places the organism in Eukaryota, Fungi, Basidiomycota, Agaricomycetes, Corticiales, Punctulariaceae. The transcript has 6 exons. The record is from RefSeq and is a predicted model, not a curated record. The coding region runs from base 1 to 1545 and encodes 514 amino acids.